GCGUCGCCGCACCACGCCCGGCAUGCGUCGCGGCGCCUCGAGCAUUUCCUCCACCGCUACGCACCAUCGCGCGCCCCUCUGCCGCCAGCGGCAUGUUGGGGGCGCGGCUGAAGUCAUGGAUGGAAGCUCAGCUGGGCCGGGCGAAGAAGCGUAAGCAGAAGCAAUGCCGGCUCCCAGCAGCGCCAGCGACCAGCCCGUUACCACCCCCGCACCUUUCUUCGCCGGAGAGUGCAUACAGCACUGGCUAUUCUACCGAUGGGACAUCACCAGGAGCGCCGGUAGCGCCUCUUGCAGCGCCUCUGGUCGCUCCACCACCGCCGCCCGCGCCGCCAACGACACAUCUCUACCAUGAACCUGCAAAGCAACGCCGCUCCACCGUCAACUCCCGUCGGUGCGCGCCAGAGCCGGCUCCGGUCUGCGCGACCCCCUCGCCACGGCCGCGCUGCCGCAUCAAGACCAACCCCUGGCUGGGGGCCACGUCACCCAGCCGCCGGCGGGCCCCCCACUUGCUGCACCAGCAGUCGCUGCAGUGCCCCCAGGCUCAGCCGCCGCAGUUGCAUCAUGCACCGUACUCGCUGGAUUCCUACCCUGCGAGAUAUGGGUCAAGGUCACCCAGAUCUCCACACCUAUCCCCGCAUUUGUCCCCGCAUCUAUCUCCGCACCUCUCGCCGCGUCUCUCGCCCCGUCCCUCACCCCGCCGGUCUCCGGAGCCCCACCGGUCUCCGUACUACCGAGGCGGGGCCUCCAGCGACGAGGAAUGCAGGGGCCUGAGGCCCCGGGGCCGGGAGACUGCGAUACUAUCGGAUGCUGAUAUAGAUUCGGACGGAGACACGGGAUUGGAUGGAGGGGAUGAGGAUGAGCCGGAUGAGACCGCCUCGCCUGGCAGGAGGAGGGCGAGGCGACGUAGGCCGCCGCCGAGGCGACCGCCUCGUUCAGCAGGGGCGACACCACCUCGCGUGCGCCGGCGCAACCACGCUCCCUCCGCCCCUCCCGUGCGGGAGCGGGACCCGCUGUUAGAAGCCGACCGGGAGGCCGAGAGGAAGUACCGGGAGCUGAUCAGGGAGGCCGAGAAGCUGCUCGUCACCGUCUCCAGGGCGCCGCUGGAGCCGCCUCACAACCCUCGGGUGAGGGAGCUGAGGGCUACUGAGGUGGAAGCUCCCCGCCGGAGUCCAGAGCGCACACAUAUCACAAACUUCAUGAGGGCCAACUCCCCCGAACCGAGGAGGACCAUGUCUCCCGUCGCCCGCCGCUCCCCCCUCGCCGCGCCCGCCCCCCCGCCCGUGGCCCCCCGGGUGCACCCCCCCUCGCCUACGGAUCGGCCGCACUCGGAACCACCGAAAAGAAAGGCGUAUGCCAGAGAUGAGGUGUUGCAAACGUUAGAAGGGCUGCGCAAGAGUCUCCAGCAACAGUCAGCGUUGUUGGCUGUGCAGCGCACGCGACUCGACUCCCUAUAGCUGCCUCUGGCCAUCAUCUAUCGAAUUUCGA
Messenger RNA from Ostrinia furnacalis (Asian corn borer), 1485 nucleotides. RefSeq names its product serine/arginine repetitive matrix protein 1. The transcript has 7 exons. Bases 93 to 1454 code for a protein of 453 amino acids. NCBI's taxonomy places the organism in Eukaryota, Metazoa, Arthropoda, Insecta, Lepidoptera, Crambidae. The record is from RefSeq and is a predicted model, not a curated record.